Messenger RNA from Orussus abietinus, 454 nucleotides. Its product is annotated as kappaPI-actitoxin-Avd3d. Lineage: Eukaryota; Metazoa; Arthropoda; Insecta; Hymenoptera; Orussidae. The transcript is spliced from 3 exons. The coding region runs from base 22 to 267 and encodes 81 amino acids. The record is from RefSeq and is a predicted model, not a curated record. Gene Ontology annotation, molecular function: serine-type endopeptidase inhibitor activity.
CGCGAGAGAAACCCGACCGUCAUGAUCGCAAACUUCGUCCUCCCGCUCGUCCUGCUGGCGUGCCUCUGCGCGGCGGCCCCCUCGAAGACAGCUCCGACCGUCUGCGAGCUGCCGAUGGUCAAGGGCAACUGCAGGGCGCUGAUGCCGAGGUAUCGCUACGACUCGCGGGCGAAGGACUGCCUUCCCUUCAAUUACGGCGGAUGCGGCGGGAACCGGAACAACUUCCUGUCGAGGGAGCAGUGCAUGGAGACGUGCAAAGGGGUCUGACGGGAGCGCCCGCCAGGCGGGACACCUCUUACCUGCGAACGCGUCGCCGCUUUUUCUCCCGAGUCGGCUUGCGAUCCCCCUCGAGGAAGGACCUCCGGGAAAUUCGUCGAGAGUCGUCGUCGUCGUCGCCGUCGUCGAUCGUAAAUCUUGUAUUUGUACGGACAAUAAAUUAAGUUAGGCGUAGCAA